Messenger RNA from Rhincodon typus (whale shark), 939 nucleotides. It is a transcript of the gene pxmp4, whose product is annotated as peroxisomal membrane protein 4. The coding region runs from base 65 to 715 and encodes 216 amino acids. The transcript is spliced from 4 exons. Gene Ontology annotation, cellular component: peroxisomal membrane. Lineage: Eukaryota; Metazoa; Chordata; Chondrichthyes; Orectolobiformes; Rhincodontidae. The record is from RefSeq and is a predicted model, not a curated record.
CGGAGCGGUUCAGCGGCCGGACCCCCGGAUUGUCGGUCCGUCUCCGUUGUCGGUCCGCCGAGGAAUGGGGCGGGAGGAAUGGCGGCGGCGGUUGCUGAUGUUGGUGCUGCAGGCGGUGAACCGGCUUCUGCGGCAGCGGCGGCUUCACGGGGCCCUGGCGGCCGUCAAGGGAUUCCGCAAUGGGGUCGUGUAUGGAGCCAAAAUCCGAGCCCCACAUGCAUUUGUGAUGACAUUCCUCUUCAAAAGUGGAAGUCUAUUAGACAAACUGAAGGCCAUCGGACAAGCCACGUACACUCAUUCCCGAAACCUGGCCAUAUUCGUCUUCCUCUACAAGGGGCUGCUGGCUGCACAGCAGUGGCUGCAGGGUGAGAAGGUGCAGUUUCACUCGUUCUUGGCAGCUUGUGUCGGGGGCUGGUUUGUGUUUGGAGACAACAACCACAUCAACAGCCAGAUAAACAUGUACCUGCUGUCCCGAGUUCUGUUUGCUCUUUCACGACUGGCCGUUGAGAAAGGUUACAUCCCUGAGACAAAGCGAGACCCUUUCCCGCUCUUCGCCAUGUUGGUGUGGGGUGUUGUCCUGUGGCUGUUCGUGUACCAUCCGCACACACUGCAACCAUCGCUUCAGUCCUCCAUGACCUACCUCUAUGAAGAUAGCAAUAUCUGGCAUGAUAUAUCGGACUUUCUCAUUUAUAACAAAAGGAGCACUGACAAAUGAGUGGACUUCUGUUUUGAGGAAAGCAACAUUUUAGCAGGAUGAUAUUUCUGUUAAUUUUCUCCUCUGUCCUGAAGAUGCCAUUUGGUGUAAGUGAUUUAACAACAGGUUUGACCCAUCGGCUAGCAGGAGUCCCUGACAGCCGGAUAUAUGCGUGUAAUUUUGGAAGCACUCAGUCUGUAUGUAAAAAACAUUUGUCCCUCAAAAAGUGAAUGAAGCACAAUGAA